This is a messenger RNA of Salvia miltiorrhiza (redroot sage), 1685 nucleotides long. Its product is annotated as flowering locus K homology domain-like. Gene Ontology annotation, molecular function: mRNA binding. Gene Ontology annotation, cellular component: nucleus; cytoplasm. Bases 163 to 1527 code for a protein of 454 amino acids. Gene Ontology annotation, biological process: regulation of gene expression. The transcript has 7 exons. Lineage: Eukaryota; Viridiplantae; Streptophyta; Magnoliopsida; Lamiales; Lamiaceae. The record is from RefSeq and is a predicted model, not a curated record.
AAUAACUUAUCAUGUCACGACGCCGUUCCAGUUAAUAACUUAAUACGAUAAAUAUCCUUUAUUUUCCCAAUUCAAUCUCUGUCUCCCGCUUCGCUCCCUUCGCUCACUCUCUCUCUUCCUUUCGCCAUCAUCUGCAGCAGACUGCCAACUCCAAAUUCACAAAUGGUCGAGGAAAACAUUGAGCAACAGGAUUUAGACAAUGCACAAGAGACGGAGGAUGUGCAAGAGACUAGUAAUGUGCCUGAGGGCUUGUUUCCACCAGAAGAUGUACAGGACGAUGUAAAAGAUUAUACUAUUCUUGAGGAAAAGAAAUGGCCCGGUUGGCCUGGAGAGAAUGUGUUUAGGAUGCUAGUUCCCGCGCAAAAAGUUGGUGGUAUAAUUGGACGCAAAGGAGAAUAUAUUAAGAAAAUAUGUGAGGAAACAAAGGCGCGAAUUAAGAUUCUUGAUGGUCCUCCUGGGACCACAGAAAGAACUGUAAUGGUUUCUGCAAAGGAAGAGCCUGAUCUCCUGAUUCCACCUGCCUUGAAUGGUCUUCUGAAGAUCCAUAGACAUAUUCUUGAUGCAGGUUCAGAUGCAGCUAAUGCACCAGCUGGUGGAACAUUUUGUACGAGACUUCUUGUGGCAGCUAUGCAGGCUGGCAGUUUGAUUGGGAAGCAGGGUGCCACGAUAAAGUCAAUUCAAGAUGAUUCACAUUGUACUAUUCGAGUAAUUGGGGGAGAGAACUUGCCUGCAGUUGCCUUACCAGAUGACAGUGUAGUUGAGAUACAAGGGGAGCCUGCAGGGUUGGACAAGGCCGUCGAAAUCAUUGGUACACAUCUCAGAAAAUUUUUAGUAGAUCGAAGUGUAAUUGGAGUAUUUGAAAUGCAGACGCAAAUGCCAAGUGCUCGAGCAAACCAGAAUGUGCAUGCAUCCCAAUCUUGGGGACCUCCUCAGUCAGAUUUUUCUGUGAACCCUGGUGGACAUGGUUAUGAACCUGACUUGUCAUAUAUGGCACCUCGUCCACAUCAAUAUGAUGAUUACUAUUCACCUGCUGACAUGCCUUUUGAUAAGCAGCCUCGCUCAGGCCCACAUACUUAUGGCAGAGACAUCUCAGCGGGAGCUCAUGCAACUAAUGUGCAGCCUCAAGAAGCAAUGCUUGCGAAGGUCACACAGAACAUGCAAAUUCUACUAGCAUAUGCCGAUGCCGUAAUUGGUGUUAAUGGUGCGAAUAUCAGUUACAUACGGCGUACUAGUGGUGCAACUAUUGCAAUACAGGAAACAAGAGGAGUUCCUGGUGAGAUGACUGUUGAAAUAAAUGGCUCAGCAUCACAAGUUCAAGUAGCACAUCAGUUGAUACAGAAUUGCAUCGCUGAUGCCAUGAGCAACGCACAGAACCCAACUACUGGGGGACAACCGAUGCAAGGUUACAAUCCAUAUCCCUCUCACGGCCCAGCGUAUGGCUCUUCAGCAUCUAAUGCUGCUGGACAAACCAGUCAUGUGCAGUCUGGAGACUAUGGUUCCAUGUAUGGGGCAAGUUACGGAUACUAGAGACAAAAUUGAUUAGCUCCAAAAAAGCCAAGGUUUGAUCACAACUUAACUUGCACGUGUAGUGUUGUAUUAGAUAGUUUGCCUUGUCAUUUUAUUCGAUGUUGGUGUGACUGCAUAUUGGUCCAUAUAUUGCUAAUUGGCAGUAGUUAUUUUUGCAA